Drosophila subobscura is the source of this 878-nucleotide messenger RNA. RefSeq names its product histone H1-like. NCBI's taxonomy places the organism in Eukaryota, Metazoa, Arthropoda, Insecta, Diptera, Drosophilidae. Gene Ontology annotation, biological process: negative regulation of DNA recombination; nucleosome assembly; chromosome condensation. The transcript has 2 exons. Gene Ontology annotation, cellular component: nucleus; nucleosome. Gene Ontology annotation, molecular function: nucleosomal DNA binding; structural constituent of chromatin; double-stranded DNA binding. The coding region runs from base 31 to 603 and encodes 190 amino acids. The record is from RefSeq and is a predicted model, not a curated record.
ACUUAUUGUGUGUUCAGAAGUUUACGUGUUAUGUGUGCUGUGAAAAUGACCCGCACUAAGGCGACUGCUCGGUUCUCGAACUUCGGUGAGGUGACAAGCGAAAAGCCCACCUACAGGGCCGCACGUAAAAGUGUGCCGCCCGACGUUCGAUCAUUUUGGGCCGCACAAUACGAAGCGCGUAUGUCUGCGCCUCCGUCACCAACCACUGCUCCAAAGCAGUCCGAAGUUCCAGCCAAACAUCCACCAACCCAGGAAAUGGUGGACGCUGCGAUUAAAAACUUGAACGAACGUGGAGGCUCGUCAUUUCUGGCGAUUAAGAAGUAUAUUACAGCCGAAUACAAAUGCGAUGCCCAGAAGCGGGCGCCAUUUAUUAAAAAGUACUUAAAGGCAGCCGUCGCCAAUGGAAAGCUAAUCCAAACAACAGGCACAGGUGCAAUUGGUUCGUUCAAAAUUGCCGGGUCUGUGGAGAAAAAAGAGAAAGGUAAGAAGCCGGCGGCGGCAGCCAAGAAGACGCCAAGCCCCAAAGCAACAGCCAAAGCCGGUGACAAGAAGCCAAAUGCAAAAAUAUCAGACGCUGCUAAGAAGACCGCAAGGCGGGGAUGAUGAAGAUUGAGAAGACAAGGAAAGCAAAGUUCCAGUCGAGCCCCAGCCCCCUGCAAAGACAACGGCACAGCUCCAAGCAACAAUUGCAGCGCCCAGCGUCUGCCAAGUCAAAGAAGGCAACGAAAAAGAGCUGCCUGCGCUCGCCAAUGUAAAGGAGAAGAGAAGCCAAAAGCAAAGACGACCAAACCGAAACUGUGAACGAAACGUGGUCGUGGACGAAAUAUUAGAUGCGUAGUGCAUCUGCAAUUGACUUAAGUCCUUUUAAGGGCUACUAA